Molecule: messenger RNA, 2022 nt
Organism: Arthroderma uncinatum
Lineage: Eukaryota; Fungi; Ascomycota; Eurotiomycetes; Onygenales; Arthrodermataceae
Product: DNA binding protein SART-1
Exons: 1
Coding region: 1-2022 (673 amino acids)
Biological process (GO): mRNA cis splicing, via spliceosome; maturation of 5S rRNA
Cellular component (GO): U4/U6 x U5 tri-snRNP complex
Source: RefSeq, a predicted model, not a curated record
AUGGCGGACGCACUCUCUAUCGAGCAGAACAACAAGAUCCGAGUCGCGCUUGGCCUUGCUCCGCUCCCCGUCCCCGGCGCAGCCAACGAUGGACCAGCAUUUAAAUCUGGAGAUGGGGAUGAAUCCGCGUCCUCAGACGGCGAGGAGCCCGGCAGCACGCUAGAAUCACGAGCCGCGCAGGGCUAUGAUAACUGGAAAGCUGUCCAGGAUGAACAAGAGGCACAGAAGAAGCGCGAGGCGAGAAAGGAUGCUAUCCGGCGAGCUCGAGAGACCGCGCGGAGGAUGGCGAAGCUGGAAGGCAAGGGACUCGGAGAAGGCGGUGACGACGCGGAGAUGGACACAAGAGCAUGGCUGAUGCAGCAUAAGAAGAAGCAGAAGAAGAUUGAAAAGGAACGGGCCAGGAAGCUAGCAGAGGAGCUUGCGGAGCGGGAACAGCAGAUGGCUGAAUAUACGUCCAAGGACUUGGCCGGGGUCCGGGUUGCGCAUGAGAUUGGCGAUUUUGACGACUUUGACGAGACCGGCGAGAAGGUUCUUACGCUAAAGGAUACGACGAUUGACGAGGACGAGGAGCAAGGGGACGAGUUGGAGAAUAUACAUAUGCGAGAAGGCGAGAAGACGAAGGAGAGGCUAAAACUGAAAAAGAAAAAGGUUGCAUAUGAUCCAAAUGACAUGGACGCCAGCGGCACGAUUCUAUCACAGUAUGACGAGGAGAUUGAUGGGAAGAAGAGGAAGCAUUUCACCCUUGCGUCGAACGACCUCACACCGCAAGCCAGGGAAGCGAGGCGGCAGGAUGUGUCGUCGAAGCUGAAAAUGGAGCCGAUGAACCUCGACGCUUUGCUCGAUAAGGAGGUUGCGGCGUCCGACUACAUGGAUGCCUCUGAGAUUAAAGUGAAGAAGCCAAAGAAAAAGAAGGCGAAGAGUACAAGGCGGCGGGCUGCUGAUGACGACGAGGAUGUAUCUCCGCCUAUUGAUACCAAUGGAGAUCAAAUGGAGACGGAUGAACCACCACAGGCUGCUCCUGCGGUACCGGCUAAACGACCGCGAGAAGACAUAUCAUUUGUUGACGAUGAUGAUCUACAAGCUUCUCUUGCCGCCCAGCGAAGAGCAGCGUUUAAGAAGAGAAAGAAACUACGCCCCGAGGACCUGGCACGCCAGCUGAGGGAAGAAUCAGAGCAGGCGCAGAACGAAAUGGACGUCGACGGAGCAGAGGAAGACCAAGGAUUGAUCAUCAACGAGACUUCGGAGUUUGUAGCAAACCUACAACGGCCUACGCUCAUUGAACGUCCACGAUCCGUCUCACGAGAACCUGCCGUCGAAACCCCCACCAACCCACCCCAGCCAACAGUCGAAGAGACGUCCGACGUGGAAAUGGAACCAUCCUAUACCAUUGUCGAACAAGAACAAGUACCAGAAGAGCAGCCGAAAGACAUGACCACCACCGGCCUCGAGGAAGAAACCACCCUCGACCAAGGCCUCGGCGCAACCCUCGCCAUGCUCAAACAGCGCGGUCUCGUCACCGCAGCCGAAGGAGACGGCCAAACCAUCAACGCCCUACACCGCGACCGCCAACGCUUCCUGGCUGAAAAACGCCGUCGUGAAGCCGAAGCCGAGCGCCUCGCCCGCUCCCAGCGUGAACGAGACCGUGCCUCGGGAAAACUAGACCGCAUGUCUGCCCGUGACCGCGAAGAGUACGCUCGCUGGGAGAACAAGCAGCGAGACCAACACGAGUCUCGCGCGAUGGCGGACGUGUUUAACCGCGAAUACAAGCCGGACGUUCAACUGAAAUACGUGGAUGAGUUUGGCAGGAAGAUGAACCAGAAGGAGGCGUUUAAACAUCUUAGUCACCAGUUCCAUGGAAAGGGCAGUGGUAAGAUGAAGACUGAGAAGCAUUUGAAGAAGAUUGAGGAUGAGAGGAAGAGAGAGGCGAUGAGUACGUUGGAUAGCAGCCAGAAUACGGGCAUGAAUAAUGCUAUGGGAGCAACGGCGAAGAAGAACCGGCAGGCGGGCGUGAGACUUGCAUAG